CCACCUCGCCUCUGGGGUAUGACAGCCCCGUGGGAGCAUGGUCUGGCCCCUGCCGCCAGGCCGGGCCUCCCUCCAGAAACGUCACGAGAAUGCAGAUGGUAAAUAUAUUUCCCCAUUUCACGACAUUCCACUGUUUGCUGGAUCUAAAGAGGAUAAAGAGAUUCCUGCAAAGAGGUCAAAGACUACUGGAAGUGAGGUCCUGUUUAAUAUGAUUGUAGAAGUGCCUCGUUGGACGAAUGCAAAAAUGGAGAUUGCCACUGAGGAGCCGUUGAAUCCCAUUAAACAAGAUAUAAAGAAAGGGAAGCUUCGAUAUGUGGCAAACAUCUUUCCUCACAAGGGUUAUAUAUGGAAUUAUGGGGCCCUCCCACAGACCUGGGAAGAUCCAAACCAUACAGAUAAUAUUACAGGUUGCUGUGGGGAUAAUGAUCCUAUUGAUGUUUGUGAAAUAGGUUCAAAGAUUCGUUCUUCUGGCGAAAUUGUUCAGGUGAAAGUCUUAGGUAUUUUGGCUCUUGUUGAUGAAGGAGAGACAGAUUGGAAGAUAAUUGCGAUCAGUGUGGAUGACCCAGAAGCUCAGAAAAUCCAUGAUAUUGAUGAUGUCAAGAAGCACAAACCAGGUUACCUUGAGGCUACAGUUGACUGGUUCCGAUUAUAUAAAGUCCCUGAUGGUAAACCAGAAAAUCAGUUUGCUUUUAAUGGAGAAUUUAAAGACAAGGAUUUUGCUGUUGAAAUUAUUAAAUCCACCCAUGAAUGCUGGAAAGCUUUGCUUCAUAAAAAAGCUGAUGGGGGUGCUAUUAAAUGCACAAAUGUCCUGGUGAGUGGCAGCCCAUUUUGUUGCAGCGAGGAGGACGCCCGAUCGAUUGUGCAGUCGAACUUCCGCUCCACUGAGUUAGUUUCUAGACGGUGGGCAUGUGUACUGUCAUCUGUAUUGGUGGCAAACUAGGAAUGAUUCUACAGACAGUGAAGUUGCCAUGUCCAGUCAAUCCUGAAGAGAUGAAAGAUAAUCUGUGCAUAUGGGAACACAUACUGAACAUUUGAACCAGCCAAAAUUACACCAGCCCCCUGCAACUACAAACACAGUUGAGUUUUAACACUAGGUGGUGAAAAUUUCUAGUGUUCUUUAGCCUCUGAAAAUUGUUUUAUCUCUUUCUCAGCUCCAAUGUUAGUAUAUGUUGAAAUCUAAACCCAGGAGGAAUAGAGCUUUCUAGCUGAAUGUGUUAGUGCUAAGAUGUAGUUUAUUUCAAGCUUUUAAGUGUUGCCAUCUGUAAAACUGACCAGGACAGCCAAACCUUUGUUUAACAUGAAUCCUGAGAACUGCUUGCUCACUUGCUCUGUGAAGAAGCUGCUGAGGACUUUGCAAGUUGGAAAAUCUCCAAGACUAUAUAUAGUUAGUAGAGCAGUGUUUCUCAGACUUACCACAUAAUUCUUCCCUUACUAUACUGGAAAGCAAACUAGGAAAGCUUUGCUAGAUGAAGUCUCUUUUUGAUAAAAUGCAGAACAAUGUCUUACAGGGAAAAGUAUUUGGCUUUUCCUGAUAAUUUAAAAAAUCUCCAACAAAAUUUGAAUCUGUAUACUUACUAAUGUGUUUCAAAUAAUUCAGAUCUAAGCAGUGAAGUCUGUUAACUGCAUUUUACCCCACGUGUUUUAUGUGAGGACAUUUCCAUUGGGGACUUAGUAGAAGCAGAAUUUUCUGUUCAGUGGCCAGUUGUGAAGCAAAACACUGGUUGGGUUUUUACUCUGCGUUUUUUUUGAGGGGGUUGGUUUGUUUGUUUUGGGGUUUUUAGUUUUUGGGUUUUAAAUUAUUUUAGGUAUUUGGUUGGGUUUCUUAAACAGCGCUCCAAAUGAAAGGGUUGUUUACUGAAGAGAUUCCUGGUUUGGUGGGAUGAGUUUUUGAUCUGUUCCUGGUGGGAAGGUGCUGAGUCCUUAUCUCAAACUUUCUGAGCAAUUAUCCCAGAAGUGGCAGGCACCUGCUUAUACAUAGUGACCACCGAUUCUCCCUGCCUUAUGAGAUAAAGCUUUGGUUUUAGAGAGAGGAGAUGGUCUGGUGUGAAGGCUUGGAAGAUGUUUUCUGUAGAGCACAAUAGCUCUUGAUCCCCGUGUGUAAGAAAUCAGGAAAGGACAGCAAGAGACCAGCAUGGGUGAGUCAAGACCUGCUGAUCAAAAUAAAGAGCAAGAAGGAAAUGCACAGAAAGUGGAAGCAGGGACAGGUGUCCUGGGAAGAGUAUAGGAAUGUUGCCUGGUUGUAUAGGGAUGGGGUCAGGAAGGCCAAGGUGUGUCUGAAGCUGAACUUGGCAAGAAGUGCAAAGAAUAAUCAGACGAGCUUCUAUAGCUAUGUCAGCCGAAAAAGGAAGGUCAAAGAAAGCACACACCCCCAAUGAACACGGCUGGCAAACUGGUAACAACAGAUGAGGAGAAGGCUGAGGCAGUCAACAACUUGUUCAACUCAGUUGUCAGUGGCAACCUUUCUUUCCACACUUCUCAAAUGGAUGGACCUCAAGGCAGGGACUGAGGGAGCAAAGUCCCUCCCACUGUAAGAGAAGAUCAGGUUCGUGAUCACCUGAGGAACCUGAACAUACCUAAUUCUAUGGGACCUGCCGAGAUGCAUCCCAGAGUCCUGAGGGAAUUGGCUGAUGUAAUUGCGAAGCCACUCUCCAUGAUAUUUGAAAA
Molecule: messenger RNA, 2664 nt
Organism: Egretta garzetta (little egret)
Lineage: Eukaryota; Metazoa; Chordata; Aves; Pelecaniformes; Ardeidae
Gene: PPA2
Product: inorganic pyrophosphatase 2
Exons: 11
Coding region: 38-940 (300 amino acids)
Biological process (GO): phosphate-containing compound metabolic process
Cellular component (GO): cytoplasm; extracellular exosome
Molecular function (GO): magnesium ion binding; inorganic diphosphate phosphatase activity
Source: RefSeq, a predicted model, not a curated record